Molecule: messenger RNA, 12676 nt
Organism: Paramuricea clavata
Lineage: Eukaryota; Metazoa; Cnidaria; Anthozoa; Malacalcyonacea; Plexauridae
Source: the annotation of a GenBank genome assembly
AUGAAAUUUGAAGUCAUCACCGAAAUGAAGCGGAAUUUUACGCUGAUCAAAUUCAUCCAACUUCUGUUUGUUCUGUGGUGCAUUGGAGUAGUCACAAAUGCGCAAAACGAUGGUAAUGUUAAAGCACUUAUAUGUAUGUACAUUGUAACAAAAGUAUCUUUAUGGCAGUUUUGUAUGUAAAUAUAUAUAUAUACAUGUACAGCAUAAUCAGCCGUGUUGGAAACGUUAGAGCUACAUACACGAAAUGAAGGCGAGUGGUUGUAUAUCUUAUAUACAAAAAGAACGCGAAUGGAACGUUAAUUCGUGUUUUCAAUCAUUUUAAAAUACGAUAAGGCUAAGAGUGGUGAGAAGUUUUGGUGAGAAAAAUGAACAUAAAGUUUCCUAAACCAGCAGAAUUCUGUAUCAGACAUCUGUAAAGAUCCUUUACGCGGUCAUGAUUCCUUUUGACUUUUCCUCAUAUAUGUACUAAACCGAGACAAAAAAUAUCCAAUGCAAUCCAAAGUUUCAACCACACACGCUAUGCCAGGGUGUGGCCAACUCUGUGUGCAACUUGCAUGCAAUCAUGUUUACCAAAAAAAAUUCUCUUUUAUAGAACCCUUGAGAAAGAACGCUUCUACUACCGUUGUUCGCCUGAGACCCACUGCGGUUGUUGGUAUUACGAAUGCAUCUGAAACUGCGGCAUUAUCCCAAAUGAGUUUUGUUGUAAAAACUCAAACUAGUGUUCCACAUCAUCAUUUAUCUGUAAAAGGUAUGAUAAAUAUCUUCAUCUUCUUGUGUUGUUACAUUUUGUUGUUGUUGUUACAAAAUUGUGUCGAAGAAUACUUUGGGAAUGGCCAUGCAUGCAUGCAUUCUUUGUAGAUUUUCUUCUUUACCUGAAUUCAUUGUUUUAUUUUCUUCACAGCAACAAGAACAAUCAUUAAUUCAAGUAUGACAGUCAUCCCUACGAGAACAUUGAAAGAACGAAACGAAACAGACACAGGUAUUGUAUGUUUAUUGCCUGCAUGAACGUUACACUCGUCAAAGGAAACAUUUGUCGAUUUAAUUGUACGGUGAAUCAGUUAACCAGCUCAUGCCACUUGUUAUUAGUCCUUGACGCGAUAGUGUGUACGCUCUAUAAUUUCAAUUCUUUCUAACGCGUACGACAGACGAUUCCAUCAGUAUUGGUUUACAUAGCUUACAUACAGCGAGUUUACCUACUGUCUGUUUAAUCCAUACUGUGCCCAUGGCCCUACAUUUUCAUUUUAUUCUAAUACAAGACGAUAUUAUUAAUUCGUCAGGGAGAUAUAUUUUAGGCGCCGAUGGUUAAAAUAAUAAAUCCUGUUACCAAUGGAAUUCUCAGCCGUUUUCUCACCGUUAAAUUCCUUUUUUGUUUUUAUAGCGAAGAAUGAUAGCUCGAACUUGGGCUUGAUCAUUGUCUGUACCGUUGCUGUUGUGGUUGUGGUGAUUGUUGUUAGCAUCAUGGGACUACGCUCACUGAUAUACAGGCGGAGAAAGCAAAGCAACAAGAGGUCUUCCAAUAAAGCUUGCAGAGUAAGUCAGACAGUCUUAUCUUUUUGUCUAAACAUCACCAUGCAGGCUUUCUCCCGCAAUCCUUAUGUAAAAGGUACGUUAAAAGUACGACUAGAAAUUUAGGAAAAAUAGGAACAUAGUAAAAUAUACAAAAACGUAGGACAAAAGUAGGAAUUUUUAGAGAUGCAAAUAACACAAAAUUCAAAAAUACAAUGUAGAAACAGUGUUUACAAACUCCAGUAGUAGGAUAUAUGUGGAAGAAGAAUAGGUAAAAGUAGGAUGGCAUCACUAAUAGAGAAAUAAUUCAAUCAGUGACUGUCAAAUCUCAUGCACUCUUAUCGUUUUUAGAUCCGGGCUUAAUGUUAAAUCUGAACUGUAUAUAUUUUUAUAGGGAGAAAUGAGUUUGUCUCAAUUACAUGUUUGUCCUCCCGAUACUGCUGUUGCUGAUGUAGAAAUACCUACUUCUACAAAUAUUCUUGUUGGACCUGCUGCUGGUCCAACAAUUACUGGCGAUGGAGUUCGCACAAUUUAUGACGAAGAGGUAAGAUGGUGUUUAUCAUGGUUUAUAAAUAUGACUGGAUAAAACACCAUCAAACAGUGAUGUCAAAAGUUAAAAUUUUAAUACAUCUUGAGAGGGGGGAGGGGCGGCUUAGUUAUUUCUGGCACGUUUGAGACGGCCGCGGGGUGGAAAUAAAGAGUUGAAGGUAACGAAGGAUUUUGCUGAUGGAAAUUUCGAGUGUAAAUUUUAUACAUUUAUUUGGACCUAACCAGGAGCAGCUGAGACAAAUGCAACUCUGGCAGAAAUUCAUUCAUUCAUUUAGUCAAAUUAUUCAUUCAAUUAUUCAAUUAUUCAUUCAUUUAGUCAAAAGACAGUGAUUAGUAUUAGCCAUUUCCCAAAGUCCUUGGUCUAGUCGCGCAAAUCCCAUGCAUGUUGGACAAGAAGUAUGGCAGCACACAUUUAACUAAUUAAAAAUUUAAUGUAAAAAGGAUAUAUAUUUUAUUUUUGGUCGUCUAGAAAGUUGGUAUUUGUUAAGUAGAUUCUUCUACUCUCACAUAUUUGACGCCUGUCACCAUAUAUUUUCUCCCUCCAAACGAUCCCAGAAUGCACUGUGAUCUCGUUUCGGACUAAAGGCUAAUUGGAGAAAUGGGCUUAAUAUUAUACAUGGUAAAAACAAGACAAGUACCUAAAAUGGUAGACACGCAAAACUUGUUCACUUUGUGAUUCAAGCGCUAUUUUUGUAGAAAAUCUACAUUUUGAUAUGAAGGUAUCCUGAACUUAAAAUGGUUGUCCAUCGCUGCAAUUCCACAUCAAAGUGACAUCAUCAUGAUGUUUAAAAUGAUGAAAGAUUUGACACCGAAAUGUUUAAACAUUUGCGGCGAUAAUCCGCUUUAUAUAAUUUGCCAUAGAACUUGCGUAGCAACGUAACAAGAUAAUUCUUUCUUUCGACAAAUCCGAAACCAACUUCCGCAAGAGAAGUUUUUCUUACAGAGGAACUGCACUUUAAAAAAAACUCUUGUUAAAAUGUUCCUGGUUAAGCCAUUACCUUAUUUAAGUUAACUUAAUAUUCCUGUUUAAAUUCCCUGGUUAUUUUAUCUCACUAGGAAUCUGGUUAUAUUUGACCAGAACGUCCUGGUUAAUCAAACUAUGUUAGGUCUAAAAGUGUAAAACUGAAAUUUACGCUUGGAAAUUCCAUCUACAAAAAAACAACAUCUACAUGCAUAUUUUAUAAUACUGUACAAACCGCAUGAUUCUGUUAUCUCUUGGCUCUCGAGCACUGAACUGAAAAUAGCGUUUACGUUCUUUAAUUCAGGCAAACAUAUCCAGUUCUUCGUAUGCCUCUGGAGCCUGCAUAAAUCUUGGUGCUGACAAAAGUAGCGAUGGAAUUGGUGAAAGUCGUAUAGAUAUGAGUUUAGAUGACAAUUAUGACAAGAAUCGCAGGGUAUGAGCAAGCUGAAUUAAAAUAGAAAAGUCAAUCGAAAUUUUUAUAUGCUAUAUAAGUCAGUCUUCUUUUUAUUCCCGCGGGAUGUACGGCAAAUACACUCUAAUACAUCACUGUAAGUCUAAAAAACUAUAUAGAGGGCAUUUAAAAUGUGGUUUCGUACGUAACAUUGUUGACAUUGCAAUAUGGUAUGUUUGCUGCAUUUAUCUAAAAUAGGAAAAUAUAGAUAAAUGUAUCACUAUUACCGCUAAUGACUUCCGCAAAUUCCUUACUCUUCAAGAAAUUACUUCCUUGAAAAAUCCUUCGUUCUAAACAAAGACGAAGGACUUUGCGAAAGUCUAAUGUACCACUGGCAACGACGAAAGUGUUGCAAUAAAGAGUUUACUUCCCCAUUUCAGGCAACGAUGUCUUCGGGUAUUUCUGGAGUUUCCACAAAUUUUAGCACUGGCCGAAGUAGUAGCUUUGGUGAAAGUUGUGAAGAUUUGAGCUCAAUGAACAAUUAUGACAAGAAUCGCAGGGUAUGAUUUAAUAUUUAACACGAUCUAUCAAUACAGUCUGAGCAAGCUGGCUUAAAGAGAGUUUGAAAUUUUCACAAGCCACAAAUUCUCUUUUUAAUCCUACCCUAGAGCUUAGUUAUUUCUGAAACGUUUUAGAGAGGGGCGGGUAGUGGGUGAUAUUCAUUGUCUUAGCCAUAAGCAAGCUCUACCAUAACUGCAUGGUAUCAAACUGGAUGAGGAUUUUACUCAACAACAUGAUAAACAACAAAAAUAUAGUUACAUGAACUUAACACUCAGCUAAAAUUAACAUGAAUUUCCAGAACAUUAAUAAAUCUAAUCAGUGGGGCUUAAAGUUCUUUCCUCUAAAAUGGGGGAGGGGUUUAUUGGAAACGGAGGAUCUGUUGAUUAUGUUUCCAUUAUCUAUAAUCAAUGUUCAUUGUCAAUUUUUAAGAAAGCGUUUACGUUCUUAAUUUCAGGCAACAAUGUCUUCACAUAUUUCUCGAGCUAGCACUCGCCGAAGUAGUGGAUUUUCGGAAAGUUAUGAAGAUUUGAGUUUGGAUAACACGAAUCGUACGGUAUGACUGAUUUACACGAUUUUAUCAUGGAAUAUAUUCACGAUAACAUACGACUGGACAAUAAAUUGCAUAUAGUGUGAGCAAGCUGAACUAAAAUCGAAAGCCACUUAAAAUUUUCACAUGCCAUAAAGCGAUCCUCUUUCUAAUCCACGGGAUGUACGGCAGAUAUACCCUACAGUACAUCAAUGGAAGCCUGAAAAACUAUAGAUAGACGGUCAUUCAAACGGUUUCCUUGAUUUUCCAAAUAUGUUUUGGGUUAGCGUAACAUUGCUGACAUUAUUUAACUAAAAUCAGGAAAAUGUAGGUAACAGUUUAUAAUGUAUAGAUUGUAUAUGACUGACACUACAACGAAUUAGCGUUUUAAGAAGCGUUAAUUAUACCUUCUCCAUUUCAGGCAACGAUGUCUUCAUGCAUUUCUCGAGCUUCCACAAAUUUUAGCACUGGCCGAAGUAGUGGCUUUGGUGAAAGUUGUGAAGAUUUGAGCUCAGAUAACAAUUAUGACAAGAAUCGCAGGGUAUGAUUUAACACGAUUUGAUCAUGGAUGAUAAUAUGACUGGAUACAAAGUGGAUAUUGUGUGAGGAAGCUGGCUAAUUCCCACAAGCCGCAAAUCCUCUUUUUAAUCCUACCCAGGAGCUUAGUUAUUUAAGAACUGUUUGAAAGGGGGUCGGGUAAUUGGUGAUAGCCUAUUCAUUAAUUUAGCCAUAAACGAGCUCUACCGUAACUGCAUGAUAUCAAACUUGAUGAGGACUUUACUCAAACACAUGACAAACAACAAGUAUGAUUUAUCAUUAUUUCAAAUGGCAAAACAAAGUAGUAACAUGAACUGAACACUCAGCCAAAACCUAACAUGAAUUUCCAGAACAUUAAUAAAUCUAAUCAUGCAGUGGGGCUUAAAAAUCAUCCCUCUAUAAUGGGGAGGGGUUUAUUGGAAAUAGGGGAUCUGUUGGUCAUAUUUUCCAAUAUCUAAUCAAUGUUCACUGUCAAUUUUCAAGAGAGCCUUUACGUUCUUCAUUUUAGGCAACAAUGUCUUCAUAUAUUUCUCGAACUUCCACAAAUCUUAGCACUCGCCGAAGUAGUGGCUUUUGGGAAAGUUGUGAAGAUUUAAGUUUGGAUAACAAGAAUCGUACGGUAUGAUUUAACACGAUUUUAUCCGAUUGAAUAUUAUAUUCACGAUAACAUACGACUGGAUAAGAAAUUGCAUAUAGUGUGAACAAGCCGAACAAAAAUCGAAAGUCACUUGAAAUUUUCACAUGCCAUAAAUCCUCUUUCUCAUCCACGGGAUGUACGGCGAAUAUACCCUACAUCAAUGUUAGCCUGAAAAACUAUAUAGAUGGUCAUUCAAACAGUUUCCUUGAUUUUCUAAAUAUGUUUUGCGCAAACAUAACAUUGCUGACAUUAUUUAACUAAAAUCCGAAAAAUGUAGGUAACAGUUUAUAAUGUAUAGAUUGCAUGCAUCACUGGUACCAUACAACGAAUUAGCGUUUUAAGAAGCGUUAACCUUCUCCAUUUCAGGCAACGAUGUCUUCAUGUGUUUCUCGAGCUUCCACAAAUUUUAGCACUGGCCGAAGUAGUGGCUUUGGUGAAAGUUGUGAAGAUUUGAGCUCAGAUAACCAUUAUGACAAGAAUCGCAGGGUAUGAUUUAACACGAUUUGAUCAUGGAUAUAUAGUGUGAGCAAGCUAGCCUGAUAGAGAGAUUGAAAUUUUUACAUGCCACACACCCUCUUUUAAUCCUACCCUGGACUCCUGGAGUUUAGUUAUUUCAGAAAUGUUUGAGAGGGAGGGUGGGUAAUGGGUGAUAUUAAUUAAUUUAGCCACAACCAAGUUUUACCGUAACUGGUAUCAAACUGGAGGAAGACUUUAAUUUACGCAAAUACAUGACAAACAACAAGUAGGAUUUAUCAUUAUUUGAAAUGGCGAAACAAGAAUGGUUACAUGACUUUAACACUCACUCAGCUGAAAACUACCAUGAAUUUUCAGGACAUAUGAUAAAUCUAAUUAGCGGGGUUUAAUUUAUACAUCUUCCCUCUAAAAUAAGGGAGAAGUUUAUUGGAUAUGGAAAAUCUGUUAAUCAUAUUUUCCCAUGAUAUCUAAUUAAUUUUUACUGGCAAUUUUCAAAAAAGCGUUUUACGUUUUUUUUUGUUUUUUUUUUAUUUCAGGCAACGAUGUCUUCAAAUCCUCCCCGAGCAUCCAUAAAUCUUAGUACUAGUGGAAGUAGUGGUUUGAGUGCAAGUUGUGAAGAUUUGAGUUUAGAUAACAGUGAUGACAUGAAUUGCAAGGUAUGACUUAACACUCUUUAUCAUGGAUGACAAUGACUGGAUAAGAAUUAAAUACGAAAUUGCGAUUUUAAAAAGUCACUGACAUUUGUAGAUGCCGUACAUCAUAUACAGCUAUUUAAAUUAAGGUUGUCCCCCGAGCAAAGCGGAAAAGUCGAAUACGAGCGCAAAAGGCUACUGGGAAUCGCUAAUAAAUUCAUUCUAAUGUUACUUAAUAAACUUUAUUUGCACUGAUGGAGAACGAACACAAUAUUUAUUUCAAACACUCAUUAAUAAUUCAUAAGCUUAUUGGCCAAUCAUGUCUGCUGCAUGAUAAAAUACUGCUGCUCAUGUGCAUGAAAGUUCAGGUGAAUUAAAAUCUAGUCUAAUAUAUAUACAUGUAUAUUAUUUGCAGACCUUACCUAGGCUUUCUAAUAAAGAAGAUAUAUCAUUAAGGAGAGCUAAGUCGUAUCGCAAAGCAAGAAGUUUGUCCGUACCCGCGUCAGUAGCUAAAAGAGAAGACUGGACUUCAAUGUCGAGGUUGAAGGAACAUCGCAGUAAAAGUAAGAUAUUGUGUCAGAUGGAACAUUUUGAUCGUCUAUUUUUAUCGCCUGUUUACUCAUAUUUACAUAAUUACUACAAUUAGACUUUUAUAUCAUACAAAUAAUGAAUGUUUAUUCGUGCGAUGGUAAGAAUAUUUUCAUCAGGUGAAAGAUGGAAUUUUCCAUUCCACGAGACGACAGCCGAGGACUAGAUCAAAAUUGUCAUAUGAGCAAAAUAAAAUAUUUGUAGUAUGGUUGGCUAAAUUACUUAUGAAUUAUUAUAUUGUGGUUUUCCCUUGGAUAUAUGUAGUUAGUGGUCAUGGCGCUGCACCAGAAUCAGGUUGGGCCCUUAUGGUUAAGUCAUACUUUUUGAUCCUUAUACAAUUUUUCAUACUUAUACAAUUUUCAUCGAGAAAAUGUUUUAAUUUAUCGUGCUUGUAUGGUUGUUAAAUCUACUGUUUACCUCACUCCAGCGUCCGGAUCUAGUAAAGAAAGGCAUCCAAACCUAGUAAAGAAAAGCAUCACCACAGGAGGAGGUGUUGUAAAGAAAGAUGACAUCAUACUUAAGAUAGGAGCUGGAUGUCUGGCUAUGGACACCGAAAUCACAUUGAUCCAAGACGAUCAGAAUUCCGCCUUCAAGGCACUGCUCGACUUAGGUCUAGUCGAUGCCGCCCCACGAGUUGUGGAAUUCCUUCCGGACGGCCUGAAAUUCUCGAAACCGGCAGAUCUUACGACCAGAUUUGAAAAAACUGCCUCGGAUUCUGAACUUUCCAUUCUACAUGGUUCUUACAACUGCGACUACCAGGGUAUAGUUUGGGAACUGGUAACUAAUGCUAUCGAGGACAAUAGCGCCGAGGGGGUUGUAAAUAUGAAAAUUUACGGGUUCUGUUUCUAUAGCUACAUUUUAGCAAAGCGCGGGAAGUUAGCCCGGAUCUUGAGUCAUCUUAAUCACUCGUUUACCUGUUGUGCGUAUGCCUUUUAUCGUAGACUACCUUCAAUGGAUACUAUAGAUAUUUCGGUUGUCAUGUUGAGUGAGUUUGUUGAUAAGAAAGAAAAAGAAGACAUUAAACAAUUGAAAGAUCACUUUGAAGAAGGUUACGUUAAAGGAGAUAAAGGAAUGGGGAAGCGUGUUCACACAAAACGUCCUCUUGAAAUAUGUUUGGACUUCCCAGGCGUCGAAAGCAUUGCCUAUCCGUUCAAGGUGGACCAACCUGAACUGGACAAAGAUGGUUUUGUUAUCGAUCAUUUUAAAGCAAUUGUAGUAAAGAGUCCAGCAUGUGGUGCGGUGAAGAUAAGCGAAGUUGACCGAAGUGUCGAAAAUGAAUUUGUGUGGAGGAUGAAUAUUCUUGAGAAGGAACAGGGGAAUAAAAUGCAGAAAGGUCAAGGUAAAUUAAAAUUUGCUUCUUUUCAUUCAAAAAGUGGGUUCUAUACUCUUUUUUAGCAAUGAACAGAUACUCAGUAUACUGUUAUAAAAUAAUGCAAUUGCAAUGCACUUGGUUUUUCAAGUUUUAUAUGUUGUAUUGUUUCAUACCGACUUGCAUUGUAUUGCAUUGUAUUGUACUAUGUUGUGUUGUGUGUUGUGUUUGUGUUGCGCUGUGUCGUGAUAUGUUGUGUUACAAAUAACGUAACGAUUUAGCCUUUCUCACGAUGACGAAUAUCCGCCAUUUUUCAGUGGCAUCUAAUUCUCGUUAAUCAAUGCAGACAAUUAACACAAUGAGAAAAGCAAUUUUUCAAAGUAAACUAACCAUUUACAAAACAAAUUUACCAUCAUUCGUCCACAAAUUAUAAAACGUCGCUGUCAUGUGGACUUAUCUCGCAGACUUCAGCUGAAAAUCCACCCAAAAAUGUCGGUGUAAGAAAGGCUAAUUGUAUUGUAUAGUUAUGGUAUUGAACUCUAUUCUAUUAUAUUUGAACCAGAACCCAAACCAGAACCAGAACCAGAACCCGAACAGGAACGAGAACCAGAAGGUAUAUUAUUUUAGUGUUGUUAUAUAGCUAGGAUGGUGAACACCAGACGUAAUUGGUUGAUUUGUGGUCACGUGGCUUUUGAAAAAUGCAAUAUAUCCCGCCGAGCAACAAGUGAAACAUUGUUGUCCGCUCCGACCGCGGCUACGUAUAUAUAAAAUAAAUAAAAUGGCGACACAACUGGCAAGUUUAUAAUAUAGACUUAAAUUCCCAUGUUUGUGUUAAAAUAAAGAAUGUAAAAGAGAAGAAAAAUACACAACAGGCAACAGGAUAUGCUGCUGUGACCGUUUAAGUAGGUUCUUUUAAUUUUAAACUCGUUUACACUAUAGAGUUUUUGUCGUGAAAUACAAUCGUUAAUUUGUUGCAUGAAUGUUGUUGAUUUUUCUUUCCUCGCUAUAUAACAAAACACUUAAUGUCUGUUUCCUUGGGAAAUAGUUAGGUUUGUUUCCCCUCAAACUUUCAAUGUUUCGUCUUGGGAAACAUUGAGACUCUGAUAUAUCAGGGAAAACAAAACUGUUUUUCUCAGGUCCAGACACCAAAUGUAUACUAUUUUCUAAGAUAUGUAUUGCACAACUUCUUGGAAUGUUUUACGUGAUGUAAAUAUUAAGUAAAACGAGUCAUUUUGAUGUAUAUUCAAGACUUGCAGCCGACUUACAAAUAAGCUUUUUUUGUUAUAUAUUUCUAGUUGUAUACCGUAACACACAGCUCACAAAUAAAGAAAUAAGUCGGAUGAGCCUCGUGAUUGGAGUUGACUGGGACAGUUUAGCAGGUCUCAUGGAUAUUCCGUAUUCUAAGCGAGAGGAAAUCAGAGUCAACCACGCGAAAUACCCGGAUUUUUCUUCGAAAGCCGAAGAAAUUUUCGCGCUUUUCAAUUGCUGCGAGUGUUUUGGUCGUCACAACCUGGAAAAAUGUGUCGAUGAAAUAGGACGAGAUGAUUUGAAAGACGAAAUGAUCCCUUUGGAAAACGAGGUAUUUAACCUAGCAAAUUAAAUACACUAUACACUAUACACUAUACACUAUACACUAUACACCAUACACCAUACACCAUACACUAUACACUAUACACUAUACACUAUACACUAUACACCAUACACCAUACACCAUACACCAUACACCAUACACCAUACAAUAUACAAUAUACACUAUACACUAUACACCAUACACCAUACACCAUACACCAUACACCAUACACCAUACACCAUACACCAUACACCAUACACCAUACACUAUACACUAUACACUAUACACUAUACACUAUACAAUAUACACUAUACACUAUACACCAUACACCAUACACCAUACACCAUACACCAUACACCAUACACCAUACACCAUACACCAUACACCAUACACCAUACACCAUACACCAUACACCAUACACCAUACACCAUACACUAUACACUAUACACUAUACAAUAUACAAUAUACACUAUACACUAUACACUAUACACUAUACACUAUACACUAUACACUAUACACUAUACACUAUACACUAUACACUAUACACUAUACACUAUACACUAUACACUAUACACCAUACACUAUACACUAUACACUAUACACUAUACACUAUACAAUAUACAGCAAUCAGAAAGUUAAAAUCAUGUGUAGACCUUAAUACAUUAAUUUGUGCCUAUAAUGCACUUGUUUUGCCUCACCUGGAUUACUGUUGCGAAGUUUGGGACACCAUUGGUACCACACUUUCUGAUCGUCUCCAGAAAUUACAAAAUAGGGCUGCUAGACUUAUCGUGGGUCGUAAAAAUGAACAUGAUCAAUCUGAACUUGCUCUAAAUGAAUUAAACUGGAAGCCUCUGAGCGAACGCAGAACCCAGUUUGUGGCAAGUCUUUUGUAUAAAAUUACUCAUGAUCUAGCGCCCUUACGACUUACUGAUAUUUUUCAAAAGACGUCUUCCUCCCAGCACUACAAUUUGCGGGGCUCUUCCACUAAACUCCAUUUGCCCAAGCCUAAGACUGAAUAUCUUAAAAAAAGUCUUAGGUUAUAGAGGGGCUAAACUGUGGAAUAGUCUCCCAAAUGAAUUAAGAGGAAAAGAAUCACUAGCUAUAUUCAACAAAAACGUAUGACACCUGGCUACUAUUAUUAGAGUUUUCAAAUCCAUAUUUACCUUGACUAUUUAAUCUAUUAAUAUUUACUAUAACCUAUUUAAUUGUAUGUAAUUGUAUUAACUGCAUGUAACUGUAUUUGUAUGUUUAAUUUUUCUAAAUUUUUAAUGUAAAUUUGAAUUUAAUGCUACGCCCCCCUUGGAAAUCAGCUUUUGCUGUAGGGGUUAGCGUAGUAAAAUAAAGUUUUACCUACCUACCUACCUACCUACCUACCUACCUACCACUUUAGAGAUCAGUAGGCCUAGCAAAUACACUUUGUUGUGGACGGUUAAUUUGUCGCCGCUAUUUUUGGCAAAGCGAACAUUAAUUAAUACGGACAUGCGCAAACGAGGUUUUUGUCAUGUUUUUAUUUUGAAUCGAACUAAACAAUUACUAAACACGCUUUUAUAUCGAUUUUCGUUUGAUAUGUUAUAGUUAAAAUAAAGCAAAUUCGCUGUAUCGUACAGUAUACGCACUAUCCACAAUUAUCAUGCAUGGAAAUGAUAUGGAGGGGGGGAUUUUCUAAGAGGCAAUAUAAUUUUUUUUGUACACCUAUAGAAGAAAAUUUUGAUUUAUCACUUGAUGGCUGGAAAUAUUUUUUUAAAGUGAAAUUUGCAGGCCCAUCUUCCAAGCUAGGAAUUUUUUUUGCACUAUCCCUGGGAAGAUUUUUUUUUUCUGGUCCGUCCCUAAAGCUUAGUUAUAUCGUUGUUCUAAUACAUGUUUCUGUAAACUCGAACAAUAGUAACUAGGCGUGUGAGUUACCUAAAGUUGUGAAUUGUGUACAAACAAGCUAGCUAGCCAAAUUUGUCAACAAGCUAGCCAAAUUUGUCUAUGGUAUUGUGAUUGACUAGACUUUUAAUCCUGUGUGCAUACAUUAGAAAUUUAGAAUAGACGAAAAUGAAAAAUUGUUCUUCUUUAAAUAGGUAAGAACUGUUCAUAAAGAAGAGGAAACACAACCUGAAGAGCAUACAAAUUACAACGUUGACAACGUUGAGUUACGAAACACACCUCUCUCCUCUCGUGAAAUGUACAGGCUUAGCAAAUGCAUUGUUGACUGGGACAGCCUUGCUGGUCUUAUGGAUAUAGCCAGGGAAGAGAGGAAUAAUAUUCGAAAUAACACUCUCUACCAUGAUGACCGUGCCCGCGCUGAGAAAAUCUUAUCGAUGUUCAACCACAAGAAUGGCUUCACUCGUGAGAAGCUGACUAAUUGCUUACAAGGAAUCAAAAGGUUGGACUUGAUUAGUCCAAUUAUCACAGGAAAGUGGAGAAAGUUAUAAUGAUUAUAUAAAUUUUGA